Salvia miltiorrhiza (redroot sage) is the source of this 1633-nucleotide messenger RNA. Its product is annotated as probable glycosyltransferase At5g25310. The record is from RefSeq and is a predicted model, not a curated record. Bases 140 to 1555 code for a protein of 471 amino acids. Gene Ontology annotation, molecular function: glycosyltransferase activity. The transcript is spliced from 4 exons. Lineage: Eukaryota; Viridiplantae; Streptophyta; Magnoliopsida; Lamiales; Lamiaceae.
CUCUCUCUCCUCUCUCUCCCUCUCUCUCUCUAGAUAUAUAUAUAACCGUCUCUUCCACAACUUCACACACUCAUCACAACUCUGAGCGAAGAUACAUAUAUAUCUAUACGUAUAACUGCGAGCAGCGCGCAUCGAAGUGAUGGCGAUGAGAAUUGCUGGCGGCGUGACUUUUUCGAUCGUCGUAGUUUCAGCAGUUAUCGUCGCCGUCUUCUUCAUCUCCGGAUACUUCUCCGGCGGAGCUGAUAGCGGAUUGUGGCGGUCGUAUUCUGAUCCCGAAGCAGAGUUCAAAAAAGUUCAGUUAGUCGGAGCUGCACGGAGGCGCGGCGAUGAGCCGAGAGCUGUGGUUUCUGCUGAAAUAGAGUCCAGAUUCAAGCCGAUUUCCAGAAAAAGAGAAAGUGGUAAGUUGGAGGAAGGACUGGCGAGAGCAAGAGCAGCAGUUAGAAGAGUGGCAUCAAUCAGAAACAAAUCAGUAAUUAUCGACGGCAAUCAUAUUAUAUCUUCGUCAUCAAUCUAUCGAAACCCCAGCGCAUUUCUUCAGAGUUAUAAGGAAAUGGAAAGGAGAUUGAAGGUGUAUGUAUAUGAAGAAGGAGAGGUGCCAAUAGUGCAUGAUGGGCCAUGCAAAGACAUAUACACGAGUGAAGGGAGAUUCAUCCAUGAGAUGGAGCAUGGAAGGCACAGAUUCAGGACAAGCAGAGGUGAGGAAGCUCAUCUCUACUUCAUGCCGUUCAGCGUGACAUGGAUGGUGAAGUAUCUCUACAAGCCUAACACUUACGACCUCACCCCACUCCAAGAGUUCGUCUCCGAUUAUGUCAAACUCAUCUCCACCAAGCAUCCCUUCUGGAACACAUCUCAAGGAGCUGACCACUUCAUGCUUUCUUGCCAUGACUGGGGACCUCGCGCCUCAGAAGGAAACGCGUACCUCUACAACACAUCAAUCCGCGCCUUGUGCAAUGCAAACACCUCCGAAGGGUUCAGUCCUCAGAAAGAUGUGAGCCUGCCCGAGAUCCAUCUCUACGGUGGCUAUGUGAAUCCAAAGCUGAUAACCCCUCCUCCUCCCACUGCCUCAAGCCCCUCCUACCUUGCAUUCUUUGCCGGUGGCCUUCAUGGCCCGGUGAGGCCGAUUCUCCUCCACCACUGGAAGGGCAGGGACCCAGACCUCCACAUCUAUGAGUACCUCCCUAAACAUCUAGACUACUAUGAUUACAUGCUGAAAUCAAAGUUCUGCUUAUGCCCCAGUGGUUAUGAAGUGGCUAGCCCCAGAAUUGUUGAGGCCAUCUAUGCUGAAUGCAUCCCUGUCAUAUUAUCAGAUCACUAUGUCCUCCCAUUUAGUGAUGUCCUGAGGUGGGAGGCUUUCUCAUUACAGGUGAACAUUUCAGAAAUACCGCGGUUGAAAGAGAUUUUGAUGGCAGUAACCGAAGACGAGUUUUUGAGGCUCAAGGAAGGGUUGAGAGCUAUAAGGAAGCAUUUUGUUCUAAACCAGCCUGCUGAGAGGUUUGAUAUGUUUCACAUGAUCUUGCACUCUGUUUGGCUUCGGCGGUUAAAUUUACGCAUUUGAUAAGCAAAACUAGUGUGUAUAUGUUUAUGUACAAAAUAUGAAUCUGUUUCAGCUACAGAAAGGUAAGCUAGCUAUGCA